AUGCAAUUGUGGCAACGAAUUCUUGGAUUAUUGACAGUCUUUUCCUGCUCGCUGUACACAAAAGGCGUCAGUGAAAAGUCGCCAUUGGCCGGUGUAAGCAUGACGGUGCUCAAGGUGAAAUAUGGCAGCGACAUCAGGAAAACCGUGAUCAGGCAUAACAACGACCUGACGAUGAACGACCUCAUUCUAAUGGUGCAACGAAUCUUUAAUGUUCAACCGCACGAUCCGCUGGUGUUGAAAUACAAAGAUACAGAUGGCGACUUGAUUACCUUGGUCGACGAUUCGGAUUUGAGCCUCGCCUUGAACUACGAAGCUUUGACCGUCGAAGUGCUUGGAGGAUCUGCCUCGUUGGAAACAAUCAAAGACAACCUCGUCCAAAUUCAGGCUUCAAUCGAUCGUCUCACGAGCUCAAUUGCAGCUUUGGAAAACUUGCCAGCUUCGAAAGAAACCACUGCCAGUCAUCCAGCUCCUCCGAAGUUCAACGGUAUUCCGACCAACAACAUCCCGUCACCUCCUUCGCCUGAACCAUCGCCUACGCAAGUUGCUCCCAUUCCUGCCACUAUCCAACCAUCGUUCCACGAGCAGUUUCAUCAUGAUCACGGUGGGCUUCAUGCUGUCCACAAUGACAACGUUGUUGAAGAGGAGAUACCGUUGGGAGCCGAAGCUGCAUCUGUGGCCAGUCAUCCAGCCAGUCAUUUCUCACAUCCGAAUGACGGCUUUGUAUAUCAACCGCAGCCAUUGCAGAAUCAAGGAGUUCCCAGCCACUUCCAGCCUCCACCCGCUUCGGUUCCAUCGUUUCCACCAAGUCAUCAGGCGACACCACCAAUUUCUGCAACGGCUCCAUCACCGAUGAUGCAUCCUGAACCUGCUCCACCCGCUCCACAACACGUCAAUGCGAGUCCAUUUGGCGUGCAGACUCCAUAUCAACCUCAACCUCAAUCGCAAUUCGGCGGACCACCCGUCAGUGCCCCUUCUCAAAUUCCGCCUCAAUUCGUUCCUGGAUUCGGAGGGGCCCCAUCCGCCCCACCAUCGCAGUACGGCCAACAGCAGCAAGUGCCACCACCACCCGGACCUCCUCAACAAUUCGGCCAGUUUCCUGGCGGACCAUCAAAUGCUUCGGGAUUCCCACCAGCUGGACAAUAUUCUGCUCAACAAGUGCCACCACCAGCACCCGAGCCAACGCACCCGAACCAUCCACCAGUCUCGGCACCGCCAUCAGCUUUUGCACCCGGACUUUCACACCAACAGGCAAUCCCUCCACCAAACUUUCCACCGAUGGGUGCUGCCGGCGGACCUCCACCAAUGAUGGGUGGACCUGGUGGAAUGCCUGGAAUGAAUCCAUUCGCUCGUGGACCAGCACCGCCGCAAGCAAAUUACCGACAGUCGCCCUAU
Mesorhabditis belari is the source of this 1392-nucleotide messenger RNA. NCBI's taxonomy places the organism in Eukaryota, Metazoa, Nematoda, Chromadorea, Rhabditida, Rhabditidae. The record is from the annotation of a GenBank genome assembly.